UCACAACAGUAUUUCCCAAAGAUUGCUGCCUCAGUUCUUACGGAUCUACGGACUGACAUUACUGGCAGCGGUAUACACCAUGGCAAUGUUAUCUGCAGUGUUUGCCAAGGAGAUUUACCAUAUGGUAAAGCUGCAUGCAGUGAUCAGACAGAAAAUACACUCAUCAUGUUCAUCAACAUUACCAAAAAUCAUUCAUGCCAAUUGUCAAAUUUGACAAGUGUCACAAAAUGUGUGACCUGUAGCAACCCCAUAGAAGCUCCUUCAGUGAAUAUAAGAGUUAAUACAACAGUUGUGUCACAGAACGGUGACAUAAACGCAGCUGCUGCCUCAGAAUUCAUGGAGAAGCUGUCCGACCUCCUUACACAGCUGGGAAAUGAAUCCUCAGCUGUAAUCACAGCAGGCCCCGUGAAAGGGAUACUCACAAGACAAAGGAAGGAUGCUAAAUUCAAAGAAGUUUUCUUUGGACUCUCUUCCAAUUCCGACAUAAAUAUUGUUAACAGCAAGGUCUCGGCAGCGGAGGACUUUCCUGGAUCAGUGUCCAUCUCAAAGGAAGCAUUCAAUAAGGCCAACCUAUCAUUCGAGGGUGGCCCGUUUGCUGCCGUCUUCCGAUUCCCAAAUAUGUCCAAGGAUGAGAAAAACAGCACGGUUUUCAAUGAUGAGGUCAUUGCAAUUGACAUGGGAACUCCCAUUUUGGAUCUCACAGAUAGCAUAAACAUUACCUUUCAAGUUAACGCAGGCAACACCGUGAUGUCUUGCAGUUCUUGGAACGGCACAGGAGAUCGGCCCGUCUGGACAACUGAUGGGUGUAAUACCACAGUGAGCAAUGGCACCGUCAUCUGCCAAUGCACUCACCUGACAUUCUUUGCUAUACUAAUGGCCAGCCCAAGUGAAUCAAACAUCAGUAACUCAGACCUGAAGUCUCUCUCCUACAUCACCUAUAUUGGCUGUGGCUUGUCAAUGUUCUUCUUAGGUGUAGCUCUGUUUAUGCACUUCCUCUUGAGGAGAGCCAAGUCCAGCGACGCCACCCAGAUCCUCAUGAACCUCUUCCUAGCCAUGUUCCUGCUGGAUCUCACCUUCCUGUCCAACGAGGCUGUCGCCGGGAUGGGCAACCUCAUCGCCUGCAAGAUCUUCGCGGCGCUCCUGCACUACUCCAUGCUGUCCACCUUCACCUGGUUCGCCAUCGAGGCCUUCCACCUGUGCCUCCACCUGGCCAAGUCCUUCAACAUCGGCAUCCGGCACUACUUCCUGAAGGUGUGCAUCGGCGGAUGGGCACUCCCUUGUGUGGUGGUGAUAAUCAUUUUGAUCUGUGGAAAGUAUGGCGGCCGCAGCAUAAAUUCUGACAAUGGGAAAUCUGUGCAAAUGUGCUGGAUCGUUGACGAUACGGUCCAUUACGUGGUGAACAUCGGCUACUACGCCCUGGUGUUCCUCUUCACCUUCACCGUCUUCAUCAUCAUCACGCGGCAGCUGACGUACUUGCGGGGCAGGGACGUCAAGGCAGCCCAGAAGGGGGUGGGCCCGGCGAACAUCUGCAGCAUCAUGGGCCUGUGCUGCCUGCUGGGGGUCACCUGGGGCUUUGCCUUCUUUGCCUACGGGCCCCUCCGGAUACCGUCCUACUACAUCUUCACCAUCCUGAACUCCUUCCAAGGAUUCUUCCUGUUCCUGUAUUACUACAACACAAGCAAGAUCAUAGGAGAUGAAAAGGCUUCGAACUUAUCAAGCAGCAGUACAGCCACUAUCAAAACCACCGUGGACUCCCAGAACCCUUACGUAAAUAAGGCCUAAAACAUACCCUGUAUUCAGGAAAGGGGGAAUGGGGGGCAGGGGUAAAGUCAAAGUGUAAUUAAUGACCAAGAAUCCUUUCACAGCAACAUCUCUCAGCAUCAGUUUGUACUCAGUACACAAAUGCCUCAUUAACCAG
Megalops cyprinoides (Indo-Pacific tarpon) is the source of this 1918-nucleotide messenger RNA. RefSeq names its product adhesion G protein-coupled receptor G11 (gene adgrg11). The record is from RefSeq and is a predicted model, not a curated record. The coding region runs from base 166 to 1782 and encodes 538 amino acids. Gene Ontology annotation, biological process: cell surface receptor signaling pathway; adenylate cyclase-activating G protein-coupled receptor signaling pathway. The transcript has 14 exons. Gene Ontology annotation, molecular function: G protein-coupled receptor activity. Gene Ontology annotation, cellular component: membrane. Lineage: Eukaryota; Metazoa; Chordata; Actinopteri; Elopiformes; Megalopidae.